AUGCCCAACUCCUCUAAAGAUCAGGCUACCAUUCAACAAGCCUUGGAAUGUGCUCGAAACUCAGAAGAUGGCACUGUGGACCCUCAAACUUCUGCUAUCCUUGAAGCUGCCAUCACUGAUCUUUGGAAUCGAAUUCAAGAUCAACCAGAUACAUAUAUACUUAGUUGGGAUGAGUUUCCUCUCUUCAAUUAUUUUAUGGAACGGUUUCGAGGCCGUGAUGUGGCCCAACGGGCUGUGGCUCGAUUCUGGAGCUGUAACCAUGGCCCUUCCAAAACAGCCUGUCAGAAAUAG
Molecule: messenger RNA, 291 nt
Organism: Penicillium taxi
Lineage: Eukaryota; Fungi; Ascomycota; Eurotiomycetes; Eurotiales; Aspergillaceae
Exons: 1
Coding region: 1-291 (96 amino acids)
Source: RefSeq, a predicted model, not a curated record